AUGGGUCGUGAACUCAUUGAUAUGAUGAAGGAGAUGAUGAUCAAACGACGCGAGCACAGUGUCCAAGAAUGUCCCCAUCCAUCGCGUCCGAUCCCCACCACGACCAUCGACCCCGAGGGCGACAUGUUCAUACACGUGGGCCGCAACAGAUGUCUCGAGCCCAACUUCAGCAAGCACCGCCACGAGGAUGCCAUGCGCUUGCGCAUUGACGGCAAGCUGGUAGGCCAGGCCUCGCCGUCGUGGUUGGGCAUGCUGGCCAAGUCCAACGAAAACAGCGACAUGCACGGACAGUGGGAGAUACACGUCCCCGAGGACAACGCGCCGGCCAUGCUCACGAUCUUCAACAUCCUCUACAGCAAGUUCGACCAGCCGCCUCUCGGCUGCGACACUGACAUCGACGAGCUGUACAACAUCACCGUCCUCACCGAGAAGUACAACCUUACGCACCUGCUGCGCCCCUGGGCGGCUCAAUGGGUCCUCUCGAUGGAGAAGUACUGGCUCGGACGAACGUUCGGUGCCGGCGAAUCGACGUACGAUCUGGAGAAGCUGAUCUGGAUCUUCUGGGUUCUGGGCCAUCAGCCGCUCUAUUCCUUCAUGGUUCUCCAGGUGGCUGCGUACAGCAGUUUGGAUAAGCACGGAAACCUGAUCGAUCCCUCCAAGCACGUCUGUUUCGUAAGCGACGAGCAGAACUUCCGACAUCCUUCGCAUGCUAUGGACGCUAUCAAGUUCGCCCGCGUCAGCAUGCUGCGCUCCAUCACAUCAAGCAUCAAGAGCACAAUCCAGGAGCACCUCCACGGCACCGAGAAGCCCAGCUGGUUGCAAUGCGCGCCGAGCAAGAGCGACAAGAAGAGCGACAACACAGACGACCACGCGUCCCGCAGCACCACGCGCACCGCCUUCAUCAGCUUCCUGCAGUCGGAGAAGCUCUGGCCCACCCCAGACGCCUUCGACAUAUCCCGGAGCCCCAUGGCGCUCCUGGCCGACUUCAAGCAGCCGGGCGCGAGCAGCCUGGCAGCGUUCGCGCACGCCGCGGACGGCAGAUGUCGGCCCGACGGGGUGUUCCACGCGCGCGUCGCGCGCAUCAUCCGGGAGACGACGCUUCCGCUGGUCGAGUCCAGCAAGGCACACCUGCGCGCGCAAGCGGCCAAGACGGGGCUGAGGCUGUAUGAUCGCAUGGGGUAUGCACCGCCGGCGGAGAGCUGGAGCAUGCAGCUUGUUGUGAGCUCGCUGGACCUUGGCGGCGGGCGCCAGAGUCGACGCGUGGUUUCCGUCUAG
Anthostomella pinea is the source of this 1275-nucleotide messenger RNA. The record is from the annotation of a GenBank genome assembly. Lineage: Eukaryota; Fungi; Ascomycota; Sordariomycetes; Xylariales; Xylariaceae.